AUGGCCGGCUUUCCGUGCGCUGCCGCAUUGCGUCACACAGGUGUUCUCGCCUAUCGGAUCGGAUCGGAUCGGAACUCGUGCCGUCACCUCGAGGCACUGGAAGCUGCUCUACUCUCGAAAACGCAAUCAACUGUUCACUACCGAAUAUUGGUGUCCAUACGACGUUUUCUAUCGUACUGGCUGAGCGGUCUGGAAAAAUUGUUGUGA
This is a messenger RNA of Angiostrongylus costaricensis, 207 nucleotides long. Lineage: Eukaryota; Metazoa; Nematoda; Chromadorea; Rhabditida; Metastrongylidae. The record is from the annotation of a GenBank genome assembly.